CUGCUCUGUCGCAGGUCGCUUUAACCUGUGAUCUGAUGACGGUGAUGCACCUGUCGUAAAUGUGACAUUGUAACAGGGGCUUACAGCAGGACCCUCACACCUUGCUCUUUUGUCUGACAUCCCCCACACUUUGACAGUGGACUCUUAUUUAUUGGAUUUGCAGUUCUCUGAUACCAACACACACCGUUAUAUUGUAGCACAGAAACUUUUAUUCUGAUUGUUGGACAAUUGAGCUCUUUGCUAAUGAAAGGUAAUCAAAUUACUGUUAACCGCUACUACGCGAACCGCCCCCCCCGCCCGAUUAACUACCUCUAAACUGAUUGGUCAGUACGCGUUUGGACGCAGCCAAUCAGAGGGCGGAGAUCACAGACCCGAGCGGUUCUUAGGAGUGGCGCUCCGUGCGUCCCUCUCAUAAGAAACCUGGAUGUGUUCAGAGUGUGACACACACAUUCAUCGUUUAACAGCUAAUUAAACGAAUUGUCCUGGAGUCUGGACUCUGUGUUUUGUCUGUGUGAGAUUCAGCACAGCCCUAACGACGUGACCGCCGCUUUCACCACACAACCUCUGGAGCAGAUGAUGGUGAGUGAUUACGUCAUUGCCAUAUGAUCACUGACAGGUCUAAAUAAGUCAUGUUUGUCUCCAGACAUAAACCUGGUGUGAAGACAGCCGGCGAAGACAGACAUGUCAGACAACGCCGGUUGCGAGUUUGAAAUCGACGUGGAGGGCCUGGAGACGGAGAGCGACGACCUGGCGGACCCCUCUAGCUGCCCCGGCUCGGCUCCGCUCGGCCCCGCCGCCUCAGAGGACGACGCCGACGACAGAAAGGGAGACCACAAGCCGGGCCCCAGCGGCCUGAGUGCGGGGGACCAGAGGAAACUGAGCCGGACACCGAAGUGCGCACGCUGCCGCAACCACGGCGUGGUGUCCUGCCUGAAGGGACACAAGCGCUUCUGCCGCUGGAGGGACUGCCAAUGCGCCAACUGCCUGCUGGUGGUGGAGAGACAGCGGGUGAUGGCGGCGCAGGUGGCCCUGAGGAGGCAGCAAGCCACGGAGGAUAAAAAAGGAAUAGCUGGGAAACAAAUUCCAGCAGAGAGGAGGACAAUAUAUCAGCGACAUAUUCGACCGUCCACCAUGCUCGCCAAAAGCAUCCUCGAAGGAUACCGACCGAUGCAGUCUGAUCCAUUCCUGGCGGCCAACCCGUCCCUGCCCCCACCGCUGAGCGAUCGCAUGAGGAAAAGAAGGGCCUUUGCCGACAAGGAGCUGGAGACCAUCAUGCUUGAGCGGGAGUACAAAGAACGAGAGCUGCUAGAGAACGGCCAGGCAGCCUCGAAUUCGCUCCUCUUCCCUAACAACAUGGUCCACCACGCUGCAGACUACAACUACAAGACGGCCUAUUCGCCGGCGGCUCAGGUUCAGCCGCAGCCCAAGGAACUUUGUAACUUCCUCAGCCCUAACUGCCUGGAUCUGUCCAUGCAGUACCCUGCCGGCUCAGCCAACGUCGAGCUCAUCUCCUCCAAUGUCAGUGUGGCCACCACCUACUGCCACUACCCGCUGCAGCCAUCACGAGGCAGCUUCAUGAUGUGGCCCCGCAGUGCAUCCAACCUGGGAGAUGCUCUGCUCUAUCAGCAGUGCUUGUUCAAUGCCACGGCGGUGCAGAAUAUGAAGCCAGGUGCUGUGUGGGAGCCCAAGGCGAUGCCUGCUGAGAGCCAGCUGCCCGAGCAGGAGACAGCGGCUGCUCUCGCUGCUAAACUGGAAGGAUCCCGAGCUGCUGCGCUGCAGGACUCGUCAGAGCCUCAACGGGCUGAUCCCAAAUCUCCCAGUGUCACCCAGAGUGUGCACAGGGAGUGCUCAGCCUUCUCUCCACCUAAGAGGAGCUCUGGACAAUCUUUCCCCAACAACUCUCAUUCUCAAAACUCCAGCCACGUCCUGAACAAGCUGAGCAAGGACAGUGCUAAGCUUUCCAUGAAACUCAACACCUUUCACUCCCUCAUCCAGCAAUCGCUGAGUGAAAAAAACAGCGGCGGGGCCGGGCCAGAGCUCAGGGCUCCGUACUGCAAAGAGCUCUUAGAGGAGGCCGCCCGCAAAUUCAGGGAGGGCUCCGGCAAGGACAUUCAUACCGUUAAAGUCGCCGACAGGUACAGCAAAGACUUUCUGUCCAAGCCCAUGGGGACCAAGAUGGUGUCCAAUGAGUCUCUGUCCUUCUCUGUGGAGGCCAUACUGAAAAGACCCGCACCUGCUAUGAGUCGAGCAUUCCAUUAAUUUGUGUCUUUUCUUGCACUAUAAAUGUCACGUUUGUCUCAGUUAGAAGACAUCAGUUGUGGUUUUGGGGUCAAACAAAAUCUAAAACACACAGGCACUGCAUCAGAAAUUAGACUGGAGAAAAAUGAUUUUUUUCCCAGUGUAAUAUAUAUGUACAGUAUAUUAUAUUUUACACGUGCAUGUUCAAUAACUUUAUUGUGUAGAGUAUUUAAACAUUAUCCCAAUGUUUUCCUCAUGUCAAUAAACUUUAUAAGAUUGAACUCUUUCCAUAAAAAGUCUUGUAUUUCAUUUUA
Scatophagus argus is the source of this 2552-nucleotide messenger RNA. It is a transcript of the gene dmrt2a, whose product is annotated as doublesex and mab-3 related transcription factor 2a. Gene Ontology annotation, cellular component: nucleus. NCBI's taxonomy places the organism in Eukaryota, Metazoa, Chordata, Actinopteri, Scatophagidae. Gene Ontology annotation, molecular function: RNA polymerase II cis-regulatory region sequence-specific DNA binding; DNA-binding transcription factor activity, RNA polymerase II-specific. Gene Ontology annotation, biological process: sex differentiation; regulation of transcription by RNA polymerase II. The coding region runs from base 682 to 2259 and encodes 525 amino acids. The transcript has 4 exons. The record is from RefSeq and is a predicted model, not a curated record.